Molecule: messenger RNA, 909 nt
Organism: Manduca sexta (tobacco hornworm)
Lineage: Eukaryota; Metazoa; Arthropoda; Insecta; Lepidoptera; Sphingidae
Product: histidine-rich glycoprotein
Exons: 1
Coding region: 71-847 (258 amino acids)
Source: RefSeq, a predicted model, not a curated record
AUAAUCUUGUUGUCAAUUUUAGGAAUAGAGCAUUCUUAUCGACACCUAGUGAUAGAAUUGUUAACAAAAUAUGAGGUUGACUUUUGCUUUAGGAUUUUUAAUAGUCCUUGUGAUUGUCGAUGCACGCCGAUUGCCUGCUAAAAACCAUGAAGUUCAUAAAGAAAAAUUAAAUGUAGCCGAUCAGGCCCCCGCUGAAUCGGGGCAUAAGAAGGAGGAACAUCACGACCAGAACUUCAAAAAAGGAGGAGGUAAGGAGCACCAUGCUGAACAUCAUCAUGACCACGAAGAAAAAGGUCAUAAGGGCUAUAAGGGUCAUCACCACCACGAAAAAGGCGAAAAAGGGCACCACGAUAAAGAACACCACAAGGGAGAAUAUGAUGAUCAUGGUGCUCAUAAAAAUGAACAUCAUCACGAGGAUGGACACUAUGAUGAACAUCACAAAGGUGAAAAAGGCGAAAAAGGUCAUAAAUACGAAGAAAAGGGACACUACAAUAAAGGACAUUCAACUAAAGGACAUCACGAAAUACACAAACUGGAUGAAUUCAAAAAAGAUAAACACUUCUUCGACGAAGAAGGCGAUUCCGGUCACGAAGAAAAACAUGGAGGAUUCCAUGAAGAACAUGGACACAAAAAAGGUGGACACUUUAAGAAGGGACAUCAUGAAGGAGGCCACCAUGAGCAUGAGCACGGUAAAAAGGGUCACCACAGUAAAGGAGGACACCAUCACGAGCAUAAAGGUCACAAAGAGAGCGGCGGCCAUGACGAGCAUUACAAUCAUCACGACGAUCACGGCAAGAAGGGUGAUCACGCGCAUCACAAGAAAUGGGGAUACAAGAAAGGACAUUAAGGUACUCGAUAUAAGCGAAAUUUGGCUGUGUCAAUAUAAUUUUAAUGUUGUUGAAAAUGUGA